Molecule: messenger RNA, 1961 nt
Organism: Exophiala xenobiotica
Lineage: Eukaryota; Fungi; Ascomycota; Eurotiomycetes; Chaetothyriales; Herpotrichiellaceae
Exons: 2
Coding region: 100-894 (264 amino acids)
Biological process (GO): rRNA processing
Cellular component (GO): preribosome, large subunit precursor; nucleus; preribosome, small subunit precursor
Source: RefSeq, a predicted model, not a curated record
CAACAUACUCCAACGUGCAUAUCAGAUCUCUUGGGUCAGUCAUCAAUCGAAGCAGGACACUGAUAUCUCGACCAACGGAUUCGUGCGCGAUUUGCAGCAAUGUCUACCGAGGGCGAAACCGAGCCGAUACCUUCGGUUAAAGAUCUUGCGAGUUCUGAACCCUCAAUUCGCCGAACAUGUCUCAAGACGAUAACCACACACAUCAAUGAACGGUCACCGUCGAACCCAAUCACAUCAACGCAGUGUCUCGCGCUCUGGCGCGGUCUGUACGUUGCGCUUUACAUGCACGACAGCAAAAAUGCUCUUUCAGUGCAGAAUCUUGCAGCUGAACUCGCCAGGACGGUGCAGACGAUGGCUUCGAAAGAUGACGAAGUACGAAAUGCCGGCAGCCAGACGUACUCUUGGCUAGAAACCUGGUCAGUUGCCUUUUGGGAAACAAUUUGUCGAGAAUGGCCUUCGAUCGAUCAAUGGCGCAUGAACAAAAUCCUGCUGCUUGUGCGAUUCUAUUUACGAGAGGUAUUCCAUCUGUCGCUGCAAUCCGUGGUGGACAAUGAUUCCGAGGGGAAAGAGAACUCGACCAAAUUCAUCACAAGCCAAGUCCACAUCUUAGAGGCUUGGCCGCUCAGUCCUCGUGAACGUAAGGUGCCGGAUGGCUUGAGACUCCACGUUCUUGAUAUCUGGGUCGACGAGCUGGCAGGCCAGGUCGAUGCCGUACAAAAAGGUCACUCUCAGAAUGGCGAGACGGAAAAUGAGAGCCCAAAUGCGGCUUUGACCGAUGUCGCCAAUAAAUUCAUGACGCCGGUGGAAAAAGUGAGCAAGGAAGCUCCCCACAAAGGCGUGAAGAUGAGAGCCAAGGAGGCAGUGAAAUCAUUCCAAGAGCAGUUUGCAUCUUGACUGGGCGGAAUGUCGACUGCCACUGCAAAGCCAGGUCUAAGCACUACACAGCACGCUCGAAUUCGGACCCAGAGGAAAAGCAGAAAGCAAUUGGCAAGCCCUGCUAAAAUUAGGACGACGAUCAAAAGCAUUAUUUUCUCCACCAGUGGUAUUGCCAACAGCUGAGCGGGAACCUGCAUUCGAUAGACAGGGAUUGCGAUUGAGAAAAGCUCGUUACCACUCCCACCUGUCAAGAUGCAAUAUGACUUCAAACCAGAACUCUAUAUGGAUAUCCUUCUGCCAUGUACACUCCGCGCCGGCUCGAACAAUGGGACGCUACCUACCGCGGAGAAGUCGGACAUGCAGCUCUGGAUGUGCUGGACCUUGGCUUCGACUUUUCCAAAACGAUGGAUCGACUUCUUGAGAAUCCCAUUCCUGUUAUGGACAUUCCAAAUCAGCGUGGGUUAUCCAUUUAUGAUGGGAGCUCUCCGCAUUAGCGACGGGAAAACAUGAUGGUCAGGACGAUUUCGAGGUUCCACUUGCAGAUUGACCAUGCCUCAUCCGACAUUUCGACAUCCGAUAUAUUAAUGAUCAUGCUGCCACUGGAAGAACAAACUUUGUCAUUUUCCCACCAGGGAAUUUCAUGAAAAGCGGCUCGAACACAUCAUCUCUAUCUCGCUGAACCGCUUUUUAUCCGGAUCUGGAGAAAUAUUGACCUCCCUCUGUCAUUCAAUUGGAUGAACCGGAGCUGAACUGGAGCUUUUACGGCUCCACCAACCCGUUGUUCCUGUCGUCACGUUUCUGUUAUGAUUUGUAGGAGGUCAUCAAUGGAGAGCUCAAGAGGUUGAAGCUUCAGUCUCAUGCAAGCAGAGAUGCGGGCAAGCUGUUUGAUGAAGCUGGACCAGUUGAAUAUGACGGUAUAUAACGAACAGUCCUGUCCAGCAAGGCCACUGCUGCUCCCUUCCGUUUAUCCCCUCUCAACAAAGCCCCCAAUACUCCUGUGUCCUGCUGAAUCAGCCCUUUUGACAUGCGCUCCUUAACGCCUUCGGGUCGGCAUCGGCGUGGAAAUGCCAGAACAUCACCGUCUC